AUGAAAUAUGAGUUUGGUGUUGCUAUGUCGAUCAACGACAAAUUCAUGGUCGCCGCUGGUAAAAGACCCAAAACCCAAACCCAAAACCCACAUAACCAUAAGUCCCUCAAAAACCAUAAACCCCACUCGAAAUCCUCAUUACCAAUAUCAAAUCCAACGCAUCAUGAAGAAACCCCACCACCACCACCAGAAGAAGAAUCUGUCAAAGAAGUCCUCUCUGAAACACCCAUUUCCAAACCUCACCAAGUUCCAAUUUUGCCCCUAGAAACAAAGACCCAAAUGCCCUUAGUUAAAAACCCCGAUGAGAAAUUAGAAACUAAGGUUCCUAUAGAGGAAGUAACAGAGGUUCUGUCUGUAUCUCAGGCUUCAGAAACAUGCACCGUGACGGAGAGUUUCUCAGCUGCCACUACCGCCACCGUGCCGGAGAAGAGAGAAGAUGAAGUAACGAGCAAACAGUGCAACAGAGAAGCAACGACGACACACAAGUGGAAUCGAUCCCCGUCCAGGAAGCGUCCUCUUGUUGCAGAUGGAAACGUAACCGGCGGGAACGAACGAAGGGUAAAAUCUCCGGCGAGGAGGUCGGAGCCGUCGCCGGAGAAGAAAAUCAAAAGCGGUUCGAGGACAGUUCGUGGAAGAGAAUCAGGUGUUGUGGCGAAUCGGAAGAUGAAUGGAGGUAACGUCGGAGUCCGCCGUGACUCCGGCGAGGGUUCCGGUCGAAGGUCGAGGUCGCCGUCGUGUUCCCGGUCGGGUAAAGUGGGUAUUGGCGGUGGUCGGAAACAAGUUCCAGCGGUGGAAAAUGGAAUAGAGAAGGAGAAGGAGAAGAAGAGUGAGAGUGAAGAGGUUGGAAAGAAAAACGACAUCGUUUCGCAUGGAGAGUCAAUUGAGAAUCCUCAUGUUUCGAUGGAGUGUUUUAUUUUUCUGUAG
Cicer arietinum (chickpea) is the source of this 924-nucleotide messenger RNA. NCBI's taxonomy places the organism in Eukaryota, Viridiplantae, Streptophyta, Magnoliopsida, Fabales, Fabaceae. The record is from RefSeq and is a predicted model, not a curated record.